Molecule: messenger RNA, 1205 nt
Organism: Bursaphelenchus xylophilus (pine wood nematode)
Lineage: Eukaryota; Metazoa; Nematoda; Chromadorea; Rhabditida; Aphelenchoididae
Source: the annotation of a GenBank genome assembly
AUGGCCGCUGUUCGACAAGGUAACUACCCGCCACAGGGCCGUGGCCCUUCUCAGCCACCAAUCGAAGAGCAUGUUGUUGGGCAAGGUAGGUUAAUAUCGGUUCAUUAAAACAAUAUUUCUUUUUUUCCAAUUUUUAUGGUUACCUUGAUCACCCCUGAACCAAUUGGGGAAAAGUGUAUUUUUUAAUUUUGAUUUUCGCUUUAGUGUCUUCAAAAUAAAGAUAAAAGCGCUUAGCAAACCACUACUUUCACGACUAAUUUCUCCUUCCAGAUGGCGUUCUUAAGGUUGCAGCGGUGACCCCAAGCGGAACCACCCCAGGAAAUGACAGAAGAACAAGAAAUGGAAAGUUUACUUUGGCCCAGCUCAGACAGACCGAUGGAAUUGUACCCCUCCAGUCCGGUACUAACCAGUUCGAUUCGCAAAGGGUACGGCCAUUCAGGUUUGCUGAUAUCUGACAACAAAUUUUUUUAUAAUUGCAUCGUUUUACUGUAUAAAAAAUGAUGACAAUUAUAAAAUUGUUGUCAGAUAUAUUUUUCCGCUUUUCUCCACACCUCUCUCACUUCUCCCACACUCUCUUUCCUUGUUUUGAACAGUUGAUUAUUUCGGUAAUAGGGAAAAACCGGUUUUGGAAUGCCUCGAAAUACAUCCACGAAGAUUGUAUUCGCAGACGAUGGAAAGAGAUACGCAGUGGAAGAGUUGACUCAGAAGGACAAUCUGAUCCGACUCCAAAGUGGCACCAACAAGUUCGAUUCGCAGAAAGUGGGUGUCUCUUCAGUCCCUCUUCUUCCUGAUCUCACCCAUUACUUCCUUAUAUCCAAUGUAAAAUAUGUAUACAAACACUAUUUAAAUUAAAUAUUUAGGGGAUGACUGGGUUCGGAACCGCUCGAGACGUAAAGGGAAAACAUUUAAAGAGAAUUUGGGAGCUAGAGUUCCCCGAAGAAGAGCUCAACGACCGACCCAUCAAUGCCCAGACCCCUAAUCAAGUACAAUAUCAGAAUGCUCCCCAAUAUCAACAACAACAGCAGCAAUUCAGACCUCCUCAAGGUCAAUUCCAACAACAAGGUUCUACUUCCCCUCAGGGCUAUCAGCAAGGUCCUCUGUCCCCUCCACAAGGACAACAGCGGUUUACUCCGCAGCAAAGUCCUCGGGGUCCACCUCCCCCACAACAAUUCCAACAGCGUCAACCACCCCAUAUUCGGCAGUGA